AGCGAGACACUAUGGAAAUGCAGUGGAUGUGUUUUUUUGGGGGGGUUUUUUCCAGCUGCUGUACAGGGUGGGGGAACAAAGGACGACCGUUUUCGUGAGCCAAGGCAAAGCACAACCAUUUCUGACAGCGACGGCAUGAAAAUGUUCAGGGGCGAAUUCUGAAUCCACAGAGCUUGUUCUCAAAUCACACCGGCAACCGCCGUUUUCAGUCCUGAGUUUCUUAUUAAUCAAGACACCCCUCCAUGCUCAUAUUCCCCUCGUCCUAGAGAGAGAAGGUCUUCCCCAACUGCAUUUACCAUCAUCUCGCCAGGUCCUGCACAGCUGAAUAAGGAAGACACUAUGAAGGACGGCAUGACUAACAACAGCACAGCCAGUAUAUCCCAAGCCAGGAAAUCGGUGGAGCAGCUCAAGAUGGAAGCCUGCAUGGACAGGAUAAAGGUGUCGAAGGCUGCUGCAGAUUUGAUGGCAUACUGUGAUGCUCACAUAAGGGAGGACCCGCUCAUCUGCCCAGUGCCAGCCUCUGAAAACCCCUUCCGGGAGAAGAAAUUCUUCUGCACCAUCCUGUGAGACCCUUGUCAAUACCACCACUGCACAGUGGGAUCAGUCCUGAUUACAACAACGAUGAUGAAGUUGAUGAUGAGCAGCAAAAACCUCUAUAUUCUGCUCCUUAUAAGAGCAGUUGCAGUUUGGUAGCUGCAGGGGGCGCUGAAGUCCAAUAACCAGUGUCAUUUGAUUGUGUGCAUUUCCUUUAGUUAUGCUUAUUAUUAGAGGACAGUAUUACUCAUUGCCUAAAAAAAUUAAUUCUUGAAAACCUGUUUUUAAUUGGUUAGCUUUUAGGGUCUGAGGAAACACAAAAUGCCACAGGAGAAUUGUCAGUCUUCUUUUUCUUUGAUUUGAUUUAUUUCCAGAUUACAAAUUAGGUUUCUAAAAUCUUUAUUUUGCUUAAUUCUCCAACAUAAGAUAUGACUAAUCUUUGCAAAACUGAGUGUAACCCUAAGUGGUCUAUUCUGAAGAAAGAACAUACAGCCGUGGCCUAUGGUUUUGCAUCACCCUAUGGAAUUAACUCAUUUUGCUUCAUGAAGUCGAAUGAAACCUGCUAAGUGGUACCAUAAACUGGUAUCAAUUGCAACUGACGCCCCCGUGUGUAUCAUUUUUUGUAUACAGUAAUUCUCUUUAUAGUUUAAAAAUCUUUCACCUACUUCCAUUAUUUCCUUGUUUAGUUUUGUAUACCCACGUCCUUUUCACUGAAACUUUAAUAGGCCACUUCCUCUAUCAAAUUGAUUUAGACAGACCAGUUGCAAUCUAGUCUGAGUACCAAUUCAAAUGGGUUUUGUCUUGGUCUGCUGCUGAUUGAACAGAACAGGAUUUCAACUCACUUUGAACGCAGUACCAGUGUCAAGUGGUGCUUCUAUCACUCCAUGACCCUGAAUCAUAGCAAUAGACAUCUAACAGUGUUUAUAAACAUUAGAUAGUUGGCAUAUUCAUUGUGGUAACAAGAUGCCAUAAAUUAAAUUAUCUAUUUUCAACAGUUUCUCUCGCUGAAGUUAGUACAGAGUAAUUUAACCUCUACCUGGUCCCAGUAAAACAUGCAUUUAUUUAUUAACCUAAUAAUUAGGGUUUUGCAGGCUCCUAACUGGCAGUGUUCUGCACUCAGUCUUGCAAGGUGUUCAGUGUCACAGUCUUUUCUCAGUUACUUUCCAGAUAACCAACUGACCCCUCAUUUUGUCUGGUUACUUGGGUUAUAGUUUGGUUUGGUUACCAGUUAUGUACCCAUUAUCUCAAUAGUCCUUAAUCGUAUACCCAUGGCCCUAUUCAGUUAUCUAGUUGCUAGGCCUUAAAAAACAGUAUUUUGCUCUAUUUUAGUGGAGCUGUUGUGCCAAGGCUUGCUGUUAAAGUGUGCUGCCCAAAGUGUCUAUAACAGUCUGCUAUGUUCUGGAUUAAGAGUUGCUGCAUUCAGAGUUGAAUUAGUCCAACAUUUACCUAGGGAAUAAAAGAAUAAUAUGUGGAAUGUAAAUUGAUUAAAUCAACAAUGAGUUACACGUCGUGCUUGACCCUGAUCCCUUGCUAUUUACAGAACAUGCACUUUUACUUUUAAUGCCAUUUGUAUUCUGAUUUCCAAUCAGACUAUACUUGCGAUUGCCUCAUCCAAUAGCCAAACACCCAAUUAACCAGUUGAUGUCUCAAUUACCAGCUACCACCUCGACCCAUCUCUAAGCCAAAUAUAUUUUAUUAAGACUAAUAUCCCUGUCAACACUCUGCAUUAUAGUGCAAGUAGUGAAAGCAGCGGGUACCAAUGUACCCAUUAGCAGCAAUGCCAUGACGUUUCAGGUUGACAUAGUUCAAGGUUAAAACUGAUCAUAACGCAAUGCUUUUAUUAUUGUCCCAACUUGUCAUGUGUACACCUCUGAUUGUAUAUUGGAAUGCAGUAUAGUGUGUAGGUAGCUCUCAUUUAACUUGACAUAGUUCAGCACACUGUUGCAGACGGAAAUUACACUUUCCCUUAUAAAACUAUACGCAAUGUUGUAGCCAAAGCUAGCCAAGCAAAUUCAUGGUCAGGUUCUAAAAAGCUAAAAUGAAACACACCGAAGUGAAAUACACAAGUUUAUCAUAAAAUAUGAUUGUGGCUAUGCUGUUUAACUGAUUGGUUUGCCUGGCUUAUUCUAUCCCAGCUUUACUCUUUAUAUAGUGUCCCCUCUGUAGAGAAACCCCUGUAGCUGCUAUAUGUCCAUGUCAUUUCCAUGUGACUUGCCUGUAAACCCCAGUGUGUAACAUGCUAGGCACACACAUGCAUUCCCUUCGCUCAGCUUCUGUUUAUUUAGGAAGAGACAUGCAUGAUGUUAGUUUUGUCAAGUGCUGUGAGACAGAUGUAUCUUAGAUUAGAUCACAGACUUGACUCCUUUAAAAAAAAAAGCACAAUUUUAAAUAGUUUUUUUUUUUUUUUUAUUACAAAUUUAAAGUAGAAGUAAAAUAUAUGUUUACAAUAUGUUGUAGAGCUCUGGUUUGUAGAUAGAGGAGGAACGACAUGUGGUGCUCCAGCUUUGACAACAUAUUAAAAGGUGUAUCUUGUUUUGUAAAGUGUACUGUACAGAAAUGUGAGUAGCGCAAAAAGAAUAUAAUUCUGCAUUUAGUUCUAUUGUGCCAUGUGUUGAAACCCCCAAUAAGUAAAAACAAAACAACUACACCAUUUUAAAGAGAUGGUGGGGUCUUUUUUAAUGGUCUAAACAGUGAGGGAUAGAAACACAGAAGCCCUUUAACUCUUUUUAUUAAUCCAGAUCGGGUUUUCCUAAGAGGUGAUUUAUAGACACACUUACUAACCUCACUAUACAGCACAAUCAGGCUCUCGAAAAAUCAGCUUUAUACAUUUUAAGGCAGCAGUAUUAUGAUCUGCCACAGAUUAGAUGAUUAAAAUAGACCCCAGUCUAAAUGCCUUGAAAAACAGUUCUCCAACAAAGCCAGCAAUGUCCAUUAUCCCAACACACCCAUUUGUUCCUGGUACAUUUUUAUAUGUACUGUUUUUGGCCAGUUCUUUUCAAAUGCCUAUUCUUGACUCCACCUCUUGUUUAUCAGUAAUAUUUGAGAUUAUUGCACCACCUCUCAAUGGGAGUAUACUGGUAGUGUAGGAUCAAAGGCUCUUCUAAAAUAAUGUGCCAUCUCUCUUAGCAACUUGGUAUGGGUAUGAAAUAUCCUGGUGCCUUUUUAGGUUUCAUGCCUCCAAGUACAUCUGGUGUUUACAGGACAACUACUGUUAAUUUUGUUUACAUAAUGUAUAUUUAAAAAAUGUACAGUAUAUAGACGCCUGAACUACGUCCUACUGGUACAGGGUUUCACAUUUUAUUACACUAUGAAUAUGUGUGUAUUUCUGAAAAUGCUCAGACAUCUACAUGAGCAAUGGUUGCAGUAUUAGCACAAAAAGCAAGAACAGUGAAUACAAAAAUGAGCAAACAGCUCUAAAGUUUCAAACUAACCCCUGAACAAAUAAUAUAAAUCCCUAGAUCCUUGUCAAUGAGUAAUGGUUUCUAUGAUGAUAAAUGAUCUACAAAUGCCCUCUAAAUCAGAUGACUAGAUUAUUCCACUAAACUAAUGUUGCAAUUAAAAUAUACUGUAAUGCAAAUAGAUUGCGGUCAUGUUAAAGCCUAGAAAAUAUCAAAAAAAGUCUUAUAAAAUAACUGCAUUGCUUCCACUAUGCUUAUACCAUGAGUUAUAUAAAUGCCAAAUAACAAUGUUUAAAGGGCAAGCUCACUAUAAUUCAGUUCCAGUCCUGUGGAGCUGAGUUCAAGUGCUUUUUUAUCUAAUUGAUCGAUACAGCAUAGUUAGGGAUGUAAUAAAACACAUUUGCUGGUAGGCUUUGAAAGACAAAGAGCCUUCGCUCAUUAAAAGGGUAGGCCCCCCAGUGCGUGGUUAAGGCAUUUUAGAGCCAUGUGGAGUAGCUUGCAUUGUGGUGGUUUGCUUUCUGGUGAUCUUGAAUCUCUAGUUUUAUUGUCCCUCACCUGUUAUUAGCACUAAAUGUGCUCAAAUAAAACAAACAAAAAAAACUUUUUGUUAUUAGGAAAUGGUUACCUCAUUUCAAAAGGUGUGGUGAAAAAACAGUUACGAGAUUGGGAAUAGGAUAACAUAAUAUGUUUUUAAAAAUAUUACAUAGUAGGGUUGCCAACAAGGGCUUUUGCAAUUAGCUUAUGAUUGGCUUCACAAACCCAGAUUGGAACUAACUAACUACCUUAUUUUUAGUCAAGGCAGUCCAGGAUUAUUGCUAAUCACGGUCAGUGAAAUUUGUUUUAAGAAAAUUAAUAGGAAUAAAAGCAUAAAGCUAAAAUAAAAAUCUUACUCUUACAAUGAUUGCAGUGCUGUUGAGCUGAUCUUCAUGUGAAAGGUUUGUUUGACUUGUUAAGGAAAGUUUUUUUUUGUUGUUGUUGUUUUUAGCUUGGACCAUGUCUUAUGUAUGAUUUCUGGUUGUAGGAAUCGUGAGAGUUACAUGCUGUAAUCACAUGACUCAUAUGAGGAUACAGAAAAAGACCAAUGACAGUGCUUGCUUAUGAGCGAAGUCACGUGCAUUCCAUGAGGGGCACACUAAAAACACAAUUUUCUCAAAGAACUUCUUGCUAAAAAAAAAAAAAACAUUGUGUGUGGUUCUUUCAUAACUGGAACUUUAAGUAAGGUUUACUUUAUGACCUUUAAAGUCUGUCAUAAUUCCAUUGUGAU
Messenger RNA from Polyodon spathula (Mississippi paddlefish), 5196 nucleotides. RefSeq names its product guanine nucleotide-binding protein G(I)/G(S)/G(O) subunit gamma-4-like. Gene Ontology annotation, molecular function: G-protein beta-subunit binding. Bases 340 to 567 code for a protein of 75 amino acids. NCBI's taxonomy places the organism in Eukaryota, Metazoa, Chordata, Actinopteri, Acipenseriformes, Polyodontidae. Gene Ontology annotation, cellular component: heterotrimeric G-protein complex. Gene Ontology annotation, biological process: G protein-coupled receptor signaling pathway. The record is from RefSeq and is a predicted model, not a curated record. The transcript is spliced from 3 exons.